Musca domestica (house fly) is the source of this 1007-nucleotide messenger RNA. RefSeq names its product dipeptidase 1. The record is from RefSeq and is a predicted model, not a curated record. NCBI's taxonomy places the organism in Eukaryota, Metazoa, Arthropoda, Insecta, Diptera, Muscidae. Gene Ontology annotation, molecular function: metallodipeptidase activity. Gene Ontology annotation, biological process: proteolysis.
AUGUGUCCUUCAAAAUUCUUGAAUUUCUCAAAGUCAGCCUAUGUGCCAUGCGAAGCCCAGGGCUUGGAUGCUGUCCAAUUGGCGCUGGAACAAAUCGACAUAAUCAGGCGCCUGACAGACAUGUAUCACCAGGACACGGUGUUGGUGCAGUCGUCGAAGGACAUUCAAAUGGCCCAGAGGCAGGGCUUAAUCUCAUCACUGAUUGGCAUUGAGGGUGGUCAUGCAAUUGGCUCUUCGCUGGGGGUACUGAGGUCCUUUUACUCCUUGGGUGCCCGCUAUUUGAGUUUAACCCAUAAAUGCGACGUGUCCUGGGCCGGCUCCAGCUCAACGGCCAUUGAUGCAGGGCUGUCGCAAUUUGGCAAGGCCAUAAUUCGAGAAAUGAAUCGGCUGGGCAUGAUGAUUGAUUUGUCCUAUAGCUCGGAUAACACCGCCAGGGAUGUGCUGUCCGCCACCAGGGCUCCAGUGAUUUUUUCCCAUUCGGGCGCCAGACAGUUGUGUAACUCCACGAGGAAUGUCCCAGAUGAUAUUCUACGCCUGGUGGCUGAAAAUGGUGGACUGGUAAUGGUGAGUUUUGAUUAGGAUGUGGCCUGUGGCCGCCAGUCCCGGCUCAAGGAUGUGGUGGACCACAUCAAAUAUAUCAGGACCAUUGCUGGCAUACAACACAUUGGUCUGGGCGCCGGGUACGAUGGCAUUGAACUGCCCCCCAUUGGCCUGGAAGAUGUCUCCAAAUAUCCCGAUUUGCUGGCCACCCUCCUGGAGGAUCCCAACUGGAGUGAGGAGGACAUUGCCAUGUUGGCGGGUAAGAAUUUCCUACGCAUCAUGGAGACGGUGGAGAAUGUGCGCGACUAUUGGAAACGGGCAGCCAUACAACCCAUUGAACAGACUGAACCCCAGCCCAAGAGUCAGUGUGCCUAUAUGGCAUCGUGACCCCAGGCCCAGGCAGUGGUGCGUAAGACCCGUUAUGCCGAUUUCUGGCAUUACGAAGCGCAGCAGGAAAAUGAGACCCA